Molecule: messenger RNA, 882 nt
Organism: Lemur catta (Ring-tailed lemur)
Lineage: Eukaryota; Metazoa; Chordata; Mammalia; Primates; Lemuridae
Product: histone H2B type 1-M
Exons: 2
Coding region: 87-467 (126 amino acids)
Cellular component (GO): nucleosome
Molecular function (GO): structural constituent of chromatin; protein heterodimerization activity; DNA binding
Source: RefSeq, a predicted model, not a curated record
AAUACCGCGUCUAUAAAUGAAACUGGCCUCGCUGGGGAUGAUUAUUUUCCCAGGUGUUCGCGAUAGUGUAAUUUUUUAACGCUGCGAUGCCUGAACCCACGAAAUCUGCUCCUGCGCCCAAAAAGGGCUCCAAGAAGGCGGUGACAAAGGCCCAGAAGAAGGACGGCAAGAAGCGCAAGCGCAGCCGCAAGGAGAGCUACUCCGUGUACGUGUACAAGGUGCUGAAGCAGGUCCACCCCGACACUGGGAUCUCGUCCAAGGCCAUGGGUAUCAUGAAUUCCUUCGUCAACGACAUCUUCGAGCGCAUCGCGGGGGAGGCGUCUCGCCUGGCGCAUUACAACAAGCGCUCGACCAUCACCUCCCGGGAGAUCCAGACGGCCGUGCGCCUGCUGCUGCCGGGAGAGCUGGCCAAGCACGCCGUGUCCGAGGGCACCAAGGCCGUAACCAAGUACACCAGCUCCAAGUAAACUUGCCAAGGGAGAGAGAUGAAUGCACAGAAGAAAUGAAUGCAUAAAAUAACUGAAAACACGAAUCUAUUCAUAGAAGUUAUGAAGUAUGAAAAGUCUGAUCUGCCUGAGAAUGACUGAUUAGUGUCAUACAGUAUCCCAUCCAAAUCCAACCCAACCUGGUUUGCUGCACACUAAUUCAACAAAAGGAGAUCAUUACCUGAGUGGAAGAAAGUAAACAAGGUUUUCAGCUUUUUCAUUUUAUUUUUUGAGUUAUAAAAAUAGAAUUUACUACUGCACAGAACCAGUUACUGGGAAUUCAUUAUUUACCGUGGACUACCUUUACAAAAAAAGUCUGAAUGACAGGACGGCAGGAAGGCUGUAAAUGAAAUGUUAUAAUUAAUAUUAAUAAAAUAUGCAGAGAAUUGAAAUUCUG